This is a messenger RNA of Zonotrichia albicollis (white-throated sparrow), 1067 nucleotides long. RefSeq names its product clathrin light chain A (gene CLTA). The record is from RefSeq and is a predicted model, not a curated record. Gene Ontology annotation, cellular component: clathrin coat of trans-Golgi network vesicle; postsynaptic endocytic zone cytoplasmic component; clathrin coat of coated pit. Gene Ontology annotation, biological process: intracellular protein transport; clathrin-dependent endocytosis. Gene Ontology annotation, molecular function: clathrin heavy chain binding; structural molecule activity. Lineage: Eukaryota; Metazoa; Chordata; Aves; Passeriformes; Passerellidae.
GCGGCCCCGCCCUUUCCGCGCUGCUGCCCGGCGUAGGCGCGGUGCGGAGCCGCAGCUGCUUGCCCGCCUUCACCCAUGGCCGACAUGGAGCUCUUCGGUGACCAGACCGGGAACGGGAUGCCCGACGGUGGCGAGGAGGAUCCCGCCGCCGCUUUCCUGGCGCAGCAGGAGAACGAGAUCGCGGGCAUCGAGAACGACGAGGGCUACGGCAUCCUGGAGAACGGCGAGGUGCCCGAGGCGUUGGAGGGUCCCGAGGGCCUCGGCGCGGAUGCCGUUGGUGGAGUGGUUAACGGGGAUGUCUAUCAGGAGAGUAAUGGUCCCACAGACUGCUAUGCUGCCAUCUCCCAAGUAGAUCGACUGCAGUCAGAACCAGAAAGUAUUCGUAAGUGGAGAGAGGAGCAAAAGGAGCGUCUGGAGCAACUUGAUGCAAACUCACGAAAGCAGGAAGCAGAAUGGAAAGAGAAAGCAAUAAAAGAGUUGGAAGAGUGGUAUGCAAGGCAAGAUGAAAAGCUUGAGAAAACAAAAGCCAGUAACAGGGUGGCAGAUGAAGCUUUCUACAAACAACCCUUCGCUGACGUGAUUGGUUAUGUCACAAACAUAAAUCAUCCUUGCUACAGCCUAGAACAGGCAGCUGAAGAAGCCUUUGUGAAUGAUGCAGAAGAUUUUCCUGGCACUGAGUGGGAACGUGUGGCUCAGCUCUGUGACUUUAAUCCCAAGUCUAGUAAGCAGGCAAAAGAUGUGUCCCGCAUGCGUUCAGUCCUCAUCUCACUCAAGCAGGCUCCACUGGUUCGCUGAAGCAAAGCUCGAUGGAGACACUACAAAGGCAAUAUCUUAACCUUACCCAGAGAAGCUAUGUUUGCAGUAAUUUGAUUAAUUGUUUCAAUGUGUAUUUUUGGACCACAUCAUGAUGUAUCUAGAGCUGAUCAUCGUUUGAUUGCAUGUUCUUCCUGAUGUUUCCUUUCUGUGUCUGAAAUGGGAGAACCUCCAAAACUGUAGUCUCUGUGCUGUUGUGCACUGAGGUGUCACUUCCUACAUUACUGAUAUUAAAGAUCUCUUGAACAGCAAAA